Messenger RNA from Sodiomyces alkalinus F11, 6667 nucleotides. RefSeq lists its product as hypothetical. The record is from RefSeq and is a predicted model, not a curated record. The transcript has 6 exons. NCBI's taxonomy places the organism in Eukaryota, Fungi, Ascomycota, Sordariomycetes, Glomerellales, Plectosphaerellaceae. Gene Ontology annotation, biological process: double-strand break repair via homologous recombination; replication fork processing. Gene Ontology annotation, cellular component: nucleus; Cul8-RING ubiquitin ligase complex. The coding region runs from base 81 to 6644 and encodes 2187 amino acids.
CUUUGCUAUAACGAAGCCUUGUUUCUAAAAACAUGAUCCAGCCUUGAUUUCUUAUCAACGAUGACUACUUUAUCUCCCAAAUGGCCAACUGGAAGGUUCUCGGGGAAGUUCCAGACUCGGACGACGACGCCGAGUUUGACAGCCAGGAGACAGACGUAAUUCCUAUUCCUGCACUCGAACCAGCACCACCGACCCUCGAACAGCGACCUGUUGCAGUGCAUUCCGAACAACGCAGUAUCUGGGAUAUACCAGACUCAUCGCCGGUGCAGGAAACACGGAAGCAAGGACCAACUGAACGCCCCAAGACACCCAUAUCAUCAGCAGCCCCGGCUACAGCCCUUGUGUCCUCACCUCUCUCUUCUAUCCCUGACGACGCUUUUGAUAAUGACGAACUCGACGAAUUCCACAGUCAAUUCCCCGCUGGGGGAACGGAAUUAUUGAGAAAGACGCCAGUCACGACUCGUAACUAUGCUGAGGGCUCACCGGACCCCCUCGAUUUCACGCAGGAUGACGUAUCGAGAAGCUUUGUGGAGCUGACCCAGGCACCACCUGACUUCCUCCUUGACAAGGACGCCGACGAGCCGAGUGAACCGAAGCCGAUCCAAGCUCAGCAGCCGAGAAGCCAAUCCCCGGUUACACUCGGUACGCAGGCUGAAACUGAAUUCGCAAGCCCUUCCACGGCUGCUUUGCAAUAUGGUCGCGCGCUUCGUCCGAGGAAGCCGAUCCAGCAACAUCCCUAUCUUAUUGAGAAUGUUCAAUACAGCAAAGCCUUGAGAUCCGCAGGGGUCAAACCCGUGCGGGUAGAUACCGAAGAGGAGAGACUGAGGAAGAGGAAGGCCGCGGAAGAGGAUUCCCAAGAACAGGAGUUCGAGGCUGAUAGCCAAAGCAUCGCCAGCGGUGUGGGGCCCUACACAGCCUCGGAGGACAAUACUCAAUCAGCAGACGAUAAUCAGCAGGAAUCAUUCCCUCGCCUGUUCUCGACCCCUCCCGACCACAGAACCUCUUCUCCGAAGCCGCGUGGGCUUUUGAGUAGUCCUUACAGCCGCUCUCGAGAAACCGACCUCACGAGUCCAUUUAUGAUUGACGAAGACGACGACGACGGCUUCCCGUCCCUGGAUAUUCUGCCCAACUUGAGCAAGAAGAUAUUGUCGCGAGAAAAACGACCAUCAUGUUCGACAAAGUCCUCCGCCCGCAAGAAAUAUCGACGCAACCCCAUGGGUAGCACGUCUGUACCCACAACCUUGGACGGCAAGACGCCUCCGAGACCUUUGGCACGCAUAGACCUUCUCGAAAGCUCGCCAGAAAGACCCUUGACCACUCUGAAUAGAGAGCCAAAUGUUGUGUUUGAAGAAGGGUCUGAGACUCCGAAGCAGCAUCGCGCAGUUCUUACAGAACCUCGGCACCAAUCUCCACUCGUAACAACUACUCGUCAGAUAUUUGACCUGACUACGGAGGAUGAUGAACCAGCUCUGGUCGGGGAGGCUGGCUCUGUUGCAAGUAACGCCUCAGGAAGCGAUUCGGAGAACAGCGUGGACAUAACCAGAUUCAGACGGAGGGCCCGGGGGGUUCUGCCUGCGUCACAUUUCAGGCUGGACCAAUCUGUGAAUCAAGCAAACUUGCGCCAAAAGGCGCAAAUUCGACCCUUAGAGACGACGACGGAUGCGAUACAGAGACGUGGUUUGGCUGUGCGACGAACAGGAACUUCUCGUCCACAGCCCGCUUCGGUGUUCCCUUUCGAAGUCUCCGAUGAAUCUGAUAUCGAGCGCAACGAGGCCCCCCCAAUCUCCACAGAACCGCCUUUGGUUCAAACCGUCCUGCAUUUGGAAGAUUCCGACAAUGGCUCGGGCGCCGAGGAGUAUGACGAGAUCGACCACAUGACUCAACGUAGUAAACGCCGGCUCGACCGCAACAGCUCGUAUAGUAACACCAGCAAGCGACGGAAAACCCUCCAUACACCGUCUGGAAAACGACGCGAACAACAGACCAUUACGAGCCACUUUUCAUCUCGGAACCGACAGCCUUCCACCUCCAGAAGAAAUACCUCGACUACUCAUCCUGCCAGAGGACCACAGAAACGGAGAUCAAAGCAAACCAAACUGUCAAAGGCACCGCCUCAGAUCGGCAUCCUUGACGUGAUCGAGCCGAGCGCACCUCAAUUCCUGAAGAUCGCCGCGCGGACAGCGAAGAGAAGAGCGCACAAGGGGCGGACAACCCCGAGAACCAAGAAAAUAUGUUUGGGCACCCGCGAGGACCAGAUCGAUGCCGGCACCGUGCUGCAUAAUUGGACCAGUGGCAAGAUCCAGCCCCGUUCGACAGUUCAGCCGACCCGUCGCGAUGUCGUCCCCAAGAUGGGCCGGCGGCCUCUGCAGCAUAUUUCACAGAAUUUACAGAAACGAUCACCUGAGGCUAUCCGUGAUGGGCCGCCAACAGACCCGAAGUCGAAGCAUGGCGCGCCAAUUCUCAACAGUACGCUUGACCGUCAUCAUCAAGCACGACACCCAGACCGAAAUAAAACUCCGACCCCGGAUACACCAGUCCGUCCUGCACAGCUGGAAGCCGACCUCUUGACGCAACCUGGGCGGCUUGCCUUCCAUUCGAAAAAGCGGAUGCUUGACGUUCUGUAUCGCCAAAAUGUCAGACGUGCAUCGUCCCCGAGCAUCAUCCUUUCUCUGGGUUCUGUGGAUGCUCCUCCGAAUGCCAGUCAUGACACCGACUCGGUUUUGUUUCCUGCUGAACUUGAUGAGAUUUCGGCUUCCCCUCCUCCUGAACCUGUGGCUCGAAGACGGAAGAAGAUGGCCAGACCUAGACGCAUUGAUACAAAGGCAGCUCAAUAUCGGCACGCCAACGACCCAUUACCCCUAGACUCACCAGCACCAGUAGAGAGCGAGGUGGCGGAGGUCAGCGAUGGUAAAUUGCUGGGUCUCGGACCGUUCGGGACCCAAUAUUCUCAGCACUUCGAGAGAUUUCCUCUGGAGCGAGGAAUCUUUUUUCACGAGGAAACUCUCUUAGGAAGCGGAUGUGUGCGAGCUGCCUUGGAUAAGAGCUAUGCGGACAGAGUCUUCCAGGUUCGGCCACGAGUCUUCUUCAGUCUGUCGGGGCAGUCCUUGAGAUGGGGCCCCUGGAAUGACGACGUGUCCUCCGAAUUUGGCAUCUUAUGCGAUACCAUUUUGAACCAACUUGUGGCCCCGGAUACGCCGGACGACCCCCAAUUGGACGCGAAAGGGGCGGCACGGUUCAUUCGGUCGUAUAUACAAGAUGCUUUCAGCGUCUCUCCGGACUCGGAAGCAGAAUCCUUCAUUUCCCGUCUGGUCGACGUCUUCGGCAGCUUCCUAUCACGGUUGCAGACGGAGUUGUCCCAUCUUAGUCCACGGAGGCUACAAGUGGUUCUUGAGAUACUCUGCCAGUUGCUUGUGGCCACGGCCAGUGGAGUCAAUCUCUGCAAGAAUGUCGACGUGUUGAGCUCUGAAAUGAUGCGAAUGGAGUUGCUACUCCAAAAAAUGUCUGCGACAUGCGUCUCCUGUCUCCUGGGCGUCGGGUUCGGUCCCAUCGCCAAGCUCCAGGACGACCUGCGGCGACUCGCGUUCCGCCAGCGUGGUAUUCGAGCUGAUAAUGUUGCCGCUGUGACCUGGGUUAUUCUGAUGACAGUUCUCGGGGACUUUCAGAUCCCUAGAAUGAGCUUCUGGGACGUUACGUACUCGGUGCUCAUCAAAGCCGAGGUGAAGUCAGGAGUCAACGCGAGGACCUUUGAGCAACUGUGGGAGAACGUCUUCACCUUGCUGCCUCUAUGCGAGUUUGACAACAUGGGGGUCGUGACUUCGGGAUCGAGGUAUCGCAUUUCGAUGGAUGGUUGGGCCCUGCCACAGCUCGUCUUGAAGCGAGUCUUCCAGCUAUACAAAGACAACAGUCGUCAAUCUCCCAGCUUCAAUAUCUACUGCAGAGCUCUUCUUAGUCGUUGUCACUACUUGGUCGAGCAGUGGGGUUGGCAAAAGUGCAGCGGUAUCGUCGGCACCAUUUUCGACUUCUUCGGGUCGCAAAACCUGUCGCAUCUUCGAAACGAGGUGGUCUACCGGUCACCCGCGUUUCUGGAAAGCCUGCAUCUCAACCCGUCCUUGCAAGUGGAACCAGAAGAUCGCUGUUUUCACGUCUUCCUCAAGCUUAUUGCCGUGGCCAUCAAGCAGUUGGUACGCUCGGGUUCGACCAACGAAGUUCGGAACCUCGUGGCUCGUACAUUACCGAACCAUAACCGUCAGUACCUUAAGGAGCACAACGUCCAUCAGGAUGAUCUGGGUGCGCUCCGGAACCAUCAUGAUCUGCUCUGCACCUUGUACUGGGCGACUCCACCGGAUUUGCGCCCUGCCACACUGAUCCAGCUUCUGAAGCAGCUCGUCAUCCCGGCUAGCUCGCACAAGGAAGCGUGUCUCAUAAACUUGCGGGCCUGGGGGCAGACCGCGCGCUUCGUCGCGUCCAAGGGCUCGGCCUCUGAAUUCAAAGCUUUGUACUGGUGGCAGACGGACACUUUCCAGGAACUCCUUGGUCAAUACGACUCCGUUGCCGCCGACAUCAACCAGCAGAUGCGCAACAUGUCUAGCGAUUCCAGUGUCGGGAUCAGCCAGGAUCUGAUAAAUGGGGUCAUAGCCAGCAACAAGUUGGCGACAAUGGACGUCCUGAUCUGCAGCACACGUUUGUCCCUUAACACCGCUCGAUACGCCCGCAGUCUCGAGCUGGCCAUUCUCGCCGCAAACAAUUAUCAAAUAAAACAGGUCCUCCGCCGAUUUUCCACCGCAGAACCCGAGUUUCCUUGGACCAUCCUUCGAGACACCUUGGCCACGCUUGAACUCCUUUUGGAUCGAACUGAGCGAGCCCUUGGUGAUGAUAAGCAGCGUGAAAACGAAGAGACAUUAAAUGAAACAAGUGUGGAUGACAGCAUCAUGCUACUGGAUCGUGAAAUCACCGCGGACUUUUACGCCAUGGCUCGUUCUGUACUAAACAUCGAGUCAGAGGCUAAUGCAUCGUCCCUCUCUUCUCUAUCCAGAACAGAUUGCGUCGAACAAGUGGUGCGCGUUGGGGGCCAGUUAGCCGCAGUCUUAACGCAAUGCGGAGCCAUGCGCCUUUCCCAGUGCUUCAAGCGCGGGAGGCAAGGCAUGUUCGAAGAUGUCCCCGCGAGACUGAGCUUGCGCCAACGGCAGUAUCUCCCACUCUUCCUGGCGGUUGUUCAACAGCGUGCCACGGUCGAUCUCACGGAUAUCGGAUCGAGCUAUCCGCAACUGUGGCUGCUGUCCCUGGUGAAGCCGGUGCGCUAUCUGGGCUUUGAACAUGAGCUUGCCGCCGUGCUGGGCCAGCAGACGAACACCUUCGUGCCGGGUGACGCUGGCCAGUCCUUAAGGCAAAAGAAUUACGGGACGCCACGGCAUCUUUUUGCAUAUGCCUUGUCCUGGAUGAGACGCUCGCUGCGAGAGGCCCCUCUAGCCGACAAGAAAAAGCUCUCGACCGAGUUCGAUUCGGCUCUCCAGACGAGCAUGCAGCUCAUGCGAGAUGACCUCCGAACGCUCGAAGCUUCUGGAGACGGCCAUGGUGCCUAUGUUAGUUUUGUUCGUCGAAUCAUUUCUCUCAUCAGAGCACACGGAGGGGAUAUUUGCACGAUACCCAAUUUCUUCUACGAGAUCAGCAAAGAGUACUCCCCACCUUUGCAGGACCCUCAGCUCCAGGUCGCCAGUAUCGAAUCUUACGGGAUCCGACUCCUAGAAGGGGACGCGAAAGCGGCGCCGCAACUGUUCUUCUACCUCUAUAACAACUUCAAACAGGCCCUUCACAAUGGCAAACUGGGACACGAGGUAGCAAUAUUGCGUGAGGGGAUGAAAGUGGAUGCCGUCCUCUCCUUCAGCUUGGGAAAAAUGGUCCCUGCCAUCCUGCAGGCUGCUACGGAGAAACAUGAACUGUUUGUCAUAUUCGACGUCUUCUGCGAGGCAAUCAGGCUCAGGCUCGCCCAGUCUCCGGUCUCUUGUCAAAUCGGCGAAGAUGCGCUCAGCCAAAUCCCAGCCAUGGUACACGCCACCCUCAGGUGGGCGGCCGAAGUGCGGCGCUUGGGGGAGAUGCCACUACCGGCGGAGAAGACGCACCUCUUCAGGAAGAUUCUCUUCCUGUUCAACACCCUACAGCCUGUCCUAGAGGCGUACUCGUUGUCCAUGCACGAGCCCGCAUGCUGGGAGGACCUAGAAACAUCUUUGGAAUUGAUGAGCAAGACAACGAGGGAAGUCGAAGAGACGUUGGACUCGACUCCUAGUCUAGAGAGGACGGCGCUUUCCUCUACUGCUCUCUUCGCCGGGCUCUGUGAGGCGCCUGACGAGACGAGGCCGCGGGAUACCCAUGUCGACACGUUCGCGACCAGUCUUGUUCGCGAUGCCGAGCGGAACUGGGUGGUCACGCCGGAUACCAUCACAGUCCAGGGCCCGGUGAGGGCGACGCAGUCAGGACAGGGGUCGAGGCGGCCGGUAUGGAUCGCGGAAGUGUUGUUGGAGAGCUUGCAUGGAGAGCUGCGGCGAUGGAAUUGGUGGUGGUCUAGAUGUAGGCCGGGUGGGCUAGGUGUGGGAGGCCAGCAAUCAAGACGGUGCCUCGCUUGGGCCGGGGGUACGGAUGCUGCCGCCUGAUGAGGCAGAUUCAAGAUGGGGGG